AUGUCCAAUCCAAAGGUCUUCAGAGAACUUUGCCGCGCGGAAGUACAUACUAAGCCUACGUCUGGUGUGCUCCCAGGUUACGUCCAAGCUAAUUUAUUGAUUUUACCCAAAUCUGCAGCUGACAGCUUUCAAGACCUAUGUGCAAGAAAUCCCGUUGCUUGUCCUCUUUUAACCAAAACCCUGGGAAGUCCUCACAUACUAGAAGAGCAUGCUAAAUUCAUUAGCGGCGACUCCUUUGACAUCCGCACAGAUUUUCCAAAGUAUAAUAUUUACCAGAGAGGUAAACUAGUAGAGCAGAAAAACAAUUGUCGCAAGGAAUGGUCAAAAAACCACAUAGGAUUUCUGAUAGGGUGCUCUUUUUCUUUUGAAGAUGCUUUGAAACAGGCUGGUUUGACCCCCAAAAACGUACUUCGUGGCACAAAUGUCUCCAUGUUUGUAACCACGAAAUACCUUGACUCUGCGGGCAUAUUCCAUCAGUGCCCAUAUGUUGUCAGUAUGAGACCAUAUAAACCAGAGGACAUAAAUCGCGUGAGAGAAAUAACGAGACCUUUUAAGAAAACUCAUGGCGAACCCAUCGACUGGGGGUUUGACGGUGCUGAACGCUUGGGAAUUUCUGAUUUACAGAAGCCAGACUACGGCGAUUCUCUACGUAUAGCUGAGGACGAGGUGCCGGUGUUCUGGGCAUGUGGAGUAACUCCACAAUUAGCUAUUGCUACCGUCGGUCAUAUGAUAGAUGGUUUGGUUAUAGGGCACACGCCUGGUCAUAUGCUUGUCUUGGAUGCCACUAACGUCUGUUAG
This is a messenger RNA of Lachancea nothofagi CBS 11611, 798 nucleotides long. The record is from the annotation of a GenBank genome assembly. Lineage: Eukaryota; Fungi; Ascomycota; Saccharomycetes; Saccharomycetales; Saccharomycetaceae.